GGAUAGGUUAAGGUUUCAGAGUUUUUUUUUUAACUUUUUGAACAAUUUUCGUAAAUUUCGUGACAAAAAUAACGGCGAUUAGCUUAAAUAAGUAUCAUUUGCAACUCCCGCCGUCGUUUCCGCUGGAAAACCCUGUCCGCAAGAGCAAGAAUCUAGGAAACCGCUACCAAAUCGCAACUUUCAUCAAAAAUGUUUCCCCAACAAACGGCGAUGAUGAACAGCAACAUGAUGAUGCAGCAGCAGGCUCAACAGCAGGCUCAACAACAGGCUCAACAACAGGCUCAACAACAAGCCGCUCAACAAGCCCAACAACAAGCCCAGCAGCAGGCUCAGCAGCAGGCUCAGCAACAUCAGAUUUCCCAGCAACCGAAUCAGGCACAGCAAACCGAAAAAGUAGACAACAUUUCGAAGGUGAAGGGCCUGGUUGGCCCCCUCCGAGAUGCCCUUUCGACCACGAUCAAAACGGCAGCGCAGCUCAUCCAACAGAACAAUCUCACAGACGCCGGAUCGAAAUCUGUGGAUCACAACAACAGUACGCCACGGUUCGACAAACACCUGGAAGAGUUUUACUCCAUCUGUGAUCAAAUCGAGCUGAACCUCAAAACGGCCAAGCUGUGCUUGCAACAGUGCUCCUCGUCCCAAACGUAUCUGCCCAUCCCGGUGGCCACGAGUCAGCAGCCACCGCCAGAAACCAAUGCACUCACUUACAACCAGUACUUGGAGGUGGUGAAGCUCCAGAUCGGCUAUGCCAAGGACAUCCACGAUACGCUAAUCUGUGCUGCCCAAAAUAUCUCUCCCAGCGAAUGA
This is a messenger RNA of Anopheles darlingi, 807 nucleotides long. It is a transcript of the gene ix, whose product is annotated as mediator of RNA polymerase II transcription subunit 29. The transcript is spliced from 4 exons. The record is from RefSeq and is a predicted model, not a curated record. Gene Ontology annotation, biological process: regulation of transcription by RNA polymerase II. The coding region runs from base 190 to 807 and encodes 205 amino acids. Gene Ontology annotation, cellular component: mediator complex. Lineage: Eukaryota; Metazoa; Arthropoda; Insecta; Diptera; Culicidae. Gene Ontology annotation, molecular function: transcription coregulator activity; transcription factor binding.